This is a messenger RNA of Biomphalaria glabrata, 3578 nucleotides long. RefSeq names its product HMG box-containing protein 1-like. The transcript has 8 exons. Gene Ontology annotation, biological process: regulation of transcription by RNA polymerase II. Gene Ontology annotation, cellular component: nucleus. The record is from RefSeq and is a predicted model, not a curated record. Gene Ontology annotation, molecular function: RNA polymerase II cis-regulatory region sequence-specific DNA binding; DNA-binding transcription factor activity, RNA polymerase II-specific. The coding region runs from base 928 to 1947 and encodes 339 amino acids. NCBI's taxonomy places the organism in Eukaryota, Metazoa, Mollusca, Gastropoda, Planorbidae.
CUGUGCAAACUCAUAUAUAUACUUGUCAUUAUUAUCACACUUUCACUGCUUCACGUAAACCAUGAGUUUUGUCUUGUUCAUCCUUAUGACAAGCAUUAGCUUAGCUAGAUCUAGAUCUGUUUGAAUACAAUUCAAUUGUUCCUCCGAAGGUAUAGAUCUAGUUAUUUCAUUUUGAACUCUUCCCUCCCCCUUUCUGAACGACUGAUUUGAAAUGGUGUAGGUGACUCCAUACUCUAUUCAACACCCUGUCUCUAAGUGGAAACAAAAAAAUGAUAUUCAGAUAUUUCUAAACAGAUACGACUUUUACUCUUAGAAAAAAAUGGAAACAUGUUUGUGAGCUGAUAAAAUUCAGCAGUUUUAUACACGGGCUUUUGUCCAACAAUAAUAGGUAGAUCUAGAUCUACACUAAUCUACAUGCUUUUUUUGACUGCGUUCUACGACUGUAUUUCAUUUUAUCACAUGUGUAAAUAUAGCACAUGGAAUGGCAUGGGUAUGUAAAGAACUAGAUUCUUUAUAACAUGAGUAAUAAUUAAUUAAUGUAAUUUGUAUAUUUUAAUCGCACAAUGUGCAUUUCGAUCAUGCGCUCAAAUAAUAAUUUUAACCUUAGUGUUAAAUUUUGUAAGUCCUAUUUAUUUAGUUUAUACUGUAAAAUUGGACCAGGUGUUGUUGUUUUUUUUUUGGGAGGGGGGUAACUCAAUAAGCCUACACUAAGUUUGUUAGCGCAUUCACAUAACUCAGAUAAUAUAUUCUCGAGACAUUUAUUUUGCCUAGGUCUUGUCUAGUCUACGAUUGAGCUUUUCUGCUCUACACAAGGCCAGCCGCAAUCUUGAGCACACGCUAAAUACAAAGAGAAGUAAAUUAGUGUGUUCUAUUGCGAACGCACAACACUUGAAGGCGUGUUUAGCUUCAAAUAAUACUGUUUUUUAUAUGCAAGUUCAGUGUUGUAUUGAUGAGGAAGCUCCAUUCGAAGUUGAUGGGAAUAAUAAAGUGCACAAUGUAAACCUUCAACGGGAGUCCAACGUCCCAUCGGAGGAUGACUUAAAAAAAACAGCGCCCAUUUUGUCCAGAAUUAAACCCAGUAACAAUGGACAACCAGAUGGUGGCACUGGAGAUGGCAAUAACAACACAGACUCUGAUGGCGACACGACAGAUGGCGCUCCACCUCAUCUAGAAGCUGAUAAAAUCCAGAAUGAGAAUGCUGGAGCUAAAAGAAAACAUAUCCAAUCCCGGCGGAUGAAAGAGUACCAACAACAGUUAACCACCAACAGCAGUAAUCGACAGGAAAGAACAUGUCAUGUCUGUGGGCGUGUAUAUACCUCUGGUCCUGGUUUUCGCUACCAUGUCAAAAUGCAUUCUCCCAAUAUUGAAAGCUUUACCUGUCAUUUGUGUAAUAAAACCUUUAAAAGCGCCAACGGACUAAAAUAUCACAAGAAAAGGAAGAGAUGUCGAGGUGGCCAUCCUUCAACCACAGCUGGUUCCUCUUCAGCAGGGAGCUCGUCCAAACUGGAUAGCAUAGCUCAUGAACGUUUAUUGUAUCUAGCCAACAUUGCCACAGGCCCUCAGAGUCCACUUCUGCAAGGGUCAGGAGAGAGAAGCAGCUCAACUUUCUUCAAUGAUUCUGAAACAUCAGCAGUUAUGGCACUCAGUAGUAUGAAAAAGAAAUGUUGUGAUGUGAAGAAAGCUGACAAGCCCACCACUAGCCUUCAUCCCCCAGAAUCCCAGAAACCAAAGAGACCAAUGAAUGGCUUUAUGUUAUUUGCUCAGCGUUACAGGGCGGAGUUAAAUAAAAAACACCCUGACAUGAAUAACAGGAUGAUAAGCGGUAAACUGAGUGAGUUGUGGAAAAAAUUACAAGAAAAUGAACGUCAGCACUGGAAAGAAGAAGCUCGUUUGAAAGCUGAACAGUUUCAGAAAGUUUACCCCAACUGUUGGAAAAGAAAAAAAUAGAUUAGCCAAGGACAAAUCAUGAAAGUAUUUCCCAAGCUCGUUAAAGAUUUAUAAACAAAAAAAAAUUCAAUUUUAACUUGAAGGUUGUGACAAUAUGGAAAAAAAACUGAAAUGGAUUCUCUGCAUCAACGCUGUGUGUUUGACAUUGUUAUAGAGCUGAACAUUGACUUGAACAUCUGACCACAUUGAAGUUGCUAGUGAUAUUGAGCAUGGGCAUCCCAUGAAAAUAUCUGUUUGUAUUUGUUAGAGCAUCCAUUCAUUCUUUUUUUUAAAUUUGGAUAGAAAAGUUUUAUACUUAAUAUUAAUCAGCAUUGUUCUGGGGCUUGAAUUCAUGCAUCUUUUUCUUUGAAAAAAAUAUCUGUCAGUUAGACUUGAUGAUUUGCUACGCAGUGUCAAAAAAGCGCUUCCUCUCUGUCUUUCUUUAGACAGCUUACUCAGUGCCCAGGAUUAGCAGCCAUCAAACAUUACUAAAGACAGGUGUGAUUUUGUCCAGCCAACUUCUUUCACCAUGGAUUCUAUUGAAUCUGUUAUUUAUCUGUUCAAACCUGAGUCUUGAGCUUUAUAGCUCUCCUCUGCCCACAUACAUCACAGGUAGCACUGCAUGGGUGUAAGAGGAGUCAGUCUCAUUUAGCUUAUUUAUUCUGAAAUAUUAGUCACAAAUGGAAUAGGGUGUUAGAGAAGUCUUUUUUUUUUUGUUUUCAUUUCACUUGUUUAUUCUGAAAUUAUAUUCACAAUUGGAAUGAGGAUACAUAAUUAAAUGAUACUUAUCUAUUUUGAGAUCAAAUCUUUAUUAUUUAACAAUAAUUGAAGCUCAACAUCUACAUGAUCUAGGAUCCCCAGGAAGAACUAAUGGUUUAAAGUGAAAUGGUACAGUGGCAUGUUAAACAGUUCUAGUGGAUGUUAUGAAGCUAACUCCACGACCAUACUCUUUAAUUACUCUCAUAUGUGACACUAAUACCCUUUUAUAUGAAACUGUGAAAUGGGGAAGGGGCAGUUGUUUUUUUAAAGACUGGAAAAUUUCUUCAAAAUACCAUUGUGAAAAAAAAAAUUCUGUGUAUUUACAAUUUUUUUGUUACUGUUGCCAUUCUCUGUUGAACUCAACAGUAUGAGUUAACAAAAACAAAAUUUAGAAACAGAUUUUUAUUUCCCCCCCCCCCAUCCCUUUUUUUUUUCCUUUCUAAAAUUACUUUGGUAGAUGCUUUCUAUUUCCUGAUUUCUACACUUGAUAUGAUUGGCUUCUGAUCUGUAUCCUUGCCUGGGAUAUGGAUUAUUUCUUGCACUUCUAUGUACAUUAAUGAUUAGUGCAAAAGUCUGAGGCUUAUAGUACCUUAAUACCUAUCCAUUCUAAUUUUUUUUAGAUGUAACAGUGGAGCACUCUAUAUCCCUUCACCUAUCCCUUAAUCUAUUGGGGCAACACAUAAGAUUUGCCUUUCUCCUAAAUCCCAAACUUUCCAAAUCUCAAUACUCAACACAGGACAGCAUUUGUUGACUGUUUUUAAUGAUGCAACUACUAUCUUGUACUGAAGUUGAAGUCUGUUUCUAGCCAGUCUCAGUAAUUACUGUUUUCACAUGGCACCUGUUUUAGCAGAAAAAUUUUAUUAUCCUAUUAGCUGAUUUAUUUUUUUUUGUUU